GUAAUUACUGACAUCUUUUCAUUUAGUAAACUUUCAACAAAAACAAACAAAGAGUACAAGAAACCCGAAGGCAGACAUCAAGGUCUCCGAAAAUCGAUUGCCUCUAGUGUUGCGCGGUUUAGGACACAAUUGGUUCCCCCUGGCACUCCACAUUCAUCAAGGAAAGGAACCCUUUUCCCGCAUCUACACCUGGAAAAAAAACUAAAGCUCAGAAAAAUGCAAGGCUUUUGGAUCCUGCUGUUAGCUGUUUAUGCUACGUUCUGCAGUGCUGCUAACACUAACCUACCUAAGACCCAUCAUGAGAAGCUGAUGUUCGGAGAUCAGCUUAGUAUCUGGCUGCCGGUUGAGGCUCAGACUUUGGAGUUUAUCUCUGCGACUACAUCACAGAAGAAUGUUCUUUGGUCCAGAUCUUCCAUAACUAAAAGGGGAAUAAUAACGGGAAGAGAUUCUACCAGAAAAUUUGUAAUUCUUUCUGUCACAUUUGAUGAUCAGGGAACCUACACUUUGUUUAACUUCUGGAACACAAAGAUUUCCAUCCAUUUAUUGAAGGUUUCAGCUAAAAGAGAGAGCCAGUAUCGUGUUCCUGGUGAAACCUUAAGGAUUUCCCUGGGUAAUCUUUCGAAGAAUGAUGCCACACUACAUUUUUUAAAUGAAGAUUUUAAUCUCACUCUGGUGGAUCACGGUUUACCUGUGGCCAACUUAAAUCCAGAGUACAUGGGACGGAUCCGGGUGACUAGCAACAGCAUCGAGGUGCUCAAUGUCAAUGUGUCUGAUGUGGGCAACUACACACUCAGCGAUCGUCUAAAUCACAAAGUCAAGAUCAUCUCUAUGCACUUGGUUGAUCAUCACGUGGGAGUGAAUGUAGGUCCCUUCAUGGGUCUGCUGAUGUUGCUUGGUAUUCCACCCUGUAUUUUCUGUUGCUGCAGAAAGAAGGUCUGCAGAAAGAGCAGCCAACCCACUACCACUGCCGUAAACACCACCACCGUGACGUACGACAAUCAAAUUCAUCCACCUGGACCUCCACCAACCUACACCAACCCCGCAGCUCCUGCAGGCCCUACACCGGGCUAUACACCUGGUUACCCUGUGGGUACUUUUCCUCCUCCUAAUCCCACAUUUCCUCCUCAACCACCCUAUGGUGGAUAUCCUGCUACAUCGCCAGCUAUGCCCCCUGACCCUGCCUUUAACCCUGGAUACCCUCCUGCAUCUAGCUUACCUGCAGCUCAGCCUCCUCAGUGGGGUGGUGCUCCCUACAACCAACCUACUCCGGCUGGUUUUGCUCCAGUGAUGUAUAAUGCUCCUGCUGGCCCUGAUCCAGUCAAAGGGGAAAUAACUGCAACGACUCCACUACUCGCACCUCCACAGCCUGAGGUGGUACAGCCUUCAGCCCCAUAUACUGGCCCUAAUGACUCUGCUGUCCAAUUCAACAUAAACAUGGGAAAGGACUCGAGCUCUAACUUCCUGUAGAUUCUGUAAAUGUAUCCAUCAAUGGAUAAAAAAAAUUAGUCAUUCUUUAAUUAGUAAAAAAAAAUGUAGGCAAUUAAUUUACUGUGGUGUAAGGGAAAUUAAAAUUGUUGGUUAUUUUCCUAUAACAGUAUGCCCCAUUUAUGUUUUAUUCCUGUACAAGCCCGUUCUAGUCAUGUUGAUAUUAUUCAUGUUUAGGCACCAUGUUGGCGCGUAAUGUUGCUAGGAGUUUAUUAAUGUAGAAGGUCUUUUAUCACUAUUGAUAUUUACAAAAAUAUGUACUAAAGAUAUAACAAUGUACUUACCCAAGUCUAAUCUGUCUGUAAAAUUGCAGGUGCAAGACAAUUUUAUACAAAAUUGGCUGUUUGAACUGCUAUUUCAGUUCUGUGGAAUGCCAUUUUUGUUGUUUGUUUUAUGCCUGUAUCUUUUUGUGCACACUGUAAAAACAAGCACAUAUAUUAACCAAAGAAAUAAAAACAUGAAACAUA
Molecule: messenger RNA, 1952 nt
Organism: Ictalurus punctatus (channel catfish)
Lineage: Eukaryota; Metazoa; Chordata; Actinopteri; Siluriformes; Ictaluridae
Exons: 10
Coding region: 217-1467 (416 amino acids)
Source: RefSeq, a predicted model, not a curated record